CUUUAUCAAAAUGGCCAGGGGUCGCAUCUUUUCCCGCAGGCGCUGGAGCCCGAUCGCCCAACAUCCAGAUCACCAUCACUACCAGUCGACGGCUAUUCCCACCAUGCCCGACGUCGAGAUGGCUAGGACCAGAGAGCGGAGAGAGGACGACGAGGAGACCGAAUACCGUCCUCUGAACUGGAAGAAGAUCUUCCUGACGCCCAAGUAUAUCCCACUUCAUCUCUUGGGAAUUGCCAUCGUCGUGGCCACUGUCUUUAUCAGUCUUCACCAUGAUGAUGUUGUCCAGAAACUGCGGCCGUUCUCGGAAAAAGUUCGAUCAUUGCCGGGAGGGUUCCUGAUACCCAUCGCCAUUCUUGUUUUGAUCUCGUUCCCACCUCUGUUCGGCCACGAGAUCGUGGCGCUCUUGUGCGGCGUGGUGUAUGGUCUGUGGAUCGGCUUCGCCAUUGUUGCCGCUGGCACAUUCAUCGGAGAGAUCGGGACCUGGUUCGCGUUUAAGUAUACGUUGCGAAGAAAGGCGCAAAAGCUAGAGAGGACGAACCUCAACUACGGUGCUUUGGCACGGUUAACGCGCGAUGGAGGUUUCUGGAUUGUCUUCAUCAUUCGAUUCUCCGUUAUCCCGUCGCAUUUCUCGACGGCGGUGUUCUCGACCUGCGAUGUCAAGUUUUGGCACUUUGCCGUGUCGACUUUUUUGACGCUGCCGAAACAGAUCAUCCUGGUGUACCUCGGUGUUCUCCUCGUCGAGAAGCAGCAAAACAAUACCAUCAAGAACGUCGUGUUCGGUGCCACCGGCGUUCUGACCGUGGCUCUAGCUGUAUAUAUCUACAUCAAGAUGCGGAGCGUCAAGAAGACUUUGUUGAGGGAGCAGAGCGAACGGAAGGCGCACCGGGAGCUGUUGGAGCAGCAAAAGGCCGAGGCCGUCGUCGUCGAAACCGAAAUGGGGCCUCUCGAGCCCGUCGCAACGAGAACAGACAGACCGGGAUACCCGCAGUGGAUUUGAA
Molecule: messenger RNA, 998 nt
Organism: Colletotrichum destructivum
Lineage: Eukaryota; Fungi; Ascomycota; Sordariomycetes; Glomerellales; Glomerellaceae
Product: Putative SNARE associated golgi family protein
Exons: 5
Coding region: 11-997 (328 amino acids)
Source: RefSeq, a predicted model, not a curated record